This is a messenger RNA of Centropristis striata (black sea bass), 3939 nucleotides long. RefSeq names its product FMR1 autosomal homolog 1 (gene fxr1). Bases 55 to 2220 code for a protein of 721 amino acids. The transcript is spliced from 18 exons. The record is from RefSeq and is a predicted model, not a curated record. Lineage: Eukaryota; Metazoa; Chordata; Actinopteri; Perciformes; Serranidae. Gene Ontology annotation, molecular function: translation regulator activity; mRNA 3'-UTR binding; protein homodimerization activity. Gene Ontology annotation, biological process: DNA damage response; regulation of filopodium assembly; regulation of alternative mRNA splicing, via spliceosome. Gene Ontology annotation, cellular component: growth cone; dendritic spine; membrane.
ACUCCUGAUGCUUCAAGGAGCACCUGUCGUCCCGGCAUCCUUUGCGUGUCCAAUAUGGAAGAACUGGCGGUGGAGGUCCGUGGCUCCAACGGGGCUUAUUACAAGGGCGUUGUCAAAGAUAUCCACGAUGACUCUCUCUCCAUUGCCUUUGAGAACAAUUGGCAGCCAGAGCGCCAGGUGCCCUUCUGUGAUGUCAGGCUGCCACCGCCCGCGGACGCCAAGAAGGAGAUUGGAGAGGGCGAGGAGGUGGAGAUCCUCUCCAGAGCCAAUGACCAGGAGCCCUGUGGUUGGUGGCUGGCUAAAGUCCGCAUGAUGAAGGGAGCUUUCUAUGUGAUAGAGUAUGCAGCGUGUGACGCCACCUACAAUGAGAUUGUGACCUUUGAGCGUCUGCGUCCAGUCAACGCGAACAAGCCCAUCACCAAGAACUCCUUUCACAAGUGCACUGUCCCUGUUCCUCAGGAUCUACAAGAAGCGUGCCAGAAUGAGAACGCCCAUAAGGACUUUAAGAAAGCUGUGGGAGCCUGUCGCAUCACCUACUGCCCUGAGACCAGCCAACUAAUGAUUGUGUCCACCAAUGAGACGACAGUGAAACGUGUGUCCUUGCUGAGCGAUAUGCACCUGCGCAGCAUCAGAACCAAGCUGCUGUUGAUGUCACGCAACCAUGAGGCCACAAAACACCUGGAGAGCUCCAGGCAGCUGGUGUCGUCCUUCCAGGAAGAGUUUACGGUGAGAACAGAUCUGAUGGGCCUGGCCAUCGGCAGCCAUGGCAGCAACAUCCAGCAAGCACGGAAAGUUCCAGGUGUCACUGCCAUUGACCUUGAUGAAGAGACUGGCACUUUCAGGAUUUAUGGAGAGACAGCAGAGGCAGUGAAGAAGGCCAGGAACUUCCUGGAGUUUUUGGAGGACUCUGUCCAGGUGCCCAGGGCCCUUGUUGGCAAAGUGAUCGGUAAGAACGGAAAGGUCAUCCAGGAGAUUGUGGACAAGUCCGGUGUGGUGAGGGUCAGGAUAGAAGGAGACAAUGACAACAAGCAGCCCCGACAGGAAUUGACACAGGGAAUGGUCCCCUUCACCUUUGUCGGUACAAAGGAGAGUAUUGGCAAUGUUCAGGUCUUGCUGGAGUACCACAUCUCUUAUCUCAAUGAGAUGAUGGAGCUUCAUGCGGAGAGCCAGCAGCUUGAGGAAGAGCUGAGGCAGAUUGUGGAUUAUACACAGGGAUGCAGCCUAGCAAGACUCAGAAUAAGCAACAGAAGGCAGCACACUGAUUGUGAUGUAGAUGUGUGUAUGGAAGUUGAGCAGCUUCGUCUUGAGAGGAUGCAGAUUGAUGAACAGUUGCGUCAGAUCACCCAGGGUCACCGCCCAGGAGAAAGAGGAGAGAGAGGAGAGAGAGGAGAGAGAGGAGAGAGAGGGGAAAGAGGGGAAAGAGGGGGGUAUAACACUGAUAGCAGUGCCAAUGCCUCCUCGUCCUCUGUACAUGGCAGUCGCUCCUACAACGGUCGAGGGCGUGGCCGCAGAGGACACGGCUACAGCACUGGAUAUGGCACAAACUCAGAACAGUCAAACGCCUCUGAGACAGAUUCAGAGCGCAGGGAUGAGCUCAGUGACUGGUCCCUUGCGGCAGAGGAGCAGGACAGGGAGAGGGAGAGAGGCUCACGACCACAAAGAGAUGGUCGCAGGAGGCCUGGACCCGGCAGAGGCCGAGGAGGGCCCGGAGGUCGUGGGAGAGGAGGAAGAGGAGGAUACAACAACAGCUCUGCAGUGCCCCGGGACUAUGAGGAUAACAAUGCAUAUGGUGCUGCGGAGACAAACACCGAGACAGACCAGACAGCUGAUACAGAUGCUAGCGAGUCCAACCUGCCUGCGAACCGCCGCAGAAGAUCUCGACGGCGCAGAACAGAUGAGGACACCACAGUGAUUGAUGGCAUGAGCGAGUCAGACAACGCUUCAAUGAGUGAAAAUGGAAUAGUGACGGUGGCUGACUACAUAUCCCGAGCUGAGUCUCAGAGCAGACAGACGACGAACACCAAGGACACCAAGAAAAACAAAGAUGUGGGUCAGGUGGAUGCCAUUGCCGAGGACAGCCCGCCGUCUGCCCCGGCAACCACCAACGGUUCUAACAACGAUGCUGCCGACAGCGAGAGCAGCAACACCACCGGAGCUCCCGCUAAAGUCUCCUACCAGGGAGACUCUAACCCGCAACCUGUUGUUAACGGCCUCUCCUAGUCAGACCUGAGCAAAGGAAAUGGUUUCAAAUAUUUGAAAUUCUUUGGCUGCGCUUGAUUUAAUCUCCCUGUCUCUGGAGCAGCCUUAAAAGUGAAACAUUUAAACACAAUAAGCACUGUUGUUUUUUUACUUUACAAGUAUUUGAAACCUGUUUCACUGCACAGGUUUUAGAGGUCUGAAUUUUAACCUCCCCUUUACACGUGUUCUGUCCAACUAUCCAUUUUACUACAGUUAUUUUUUUUUUUUACAAUAGUUCUUCCAGUUUGAGCUUGCCAAAGAUAGUCCAACAUACACACAGACUUACAGACAUCUACUUAACUGUACUGGUCAGCCCACUCUUCUUUGAGAGCUCAGGGGGAGGUCGGACUGAAUGCAGUAUUUAUAAAAUGCGGACAGGGAUUCCACUCAAACCCAAACUAUGGUAUGAAUGCAGCAGUUAAAAAGAAUAUCAUAGCAGGAUUUUAGAACAGACACAUGUCUGCCUUUUACCAGGUGGACUCAGAAAGAUGCUUCCACAAUCUUUUUCAGGAUGUUUUGUGCAUCUGAAGUAGUUUGUAAAUUAAAUAUUCUGCAUGAGCACUACCACAGUGCAGAUAGGUUUGUUGGAAACUCAAGUAUGUCUGACAUACAUACAUGUGAUCAUCUGUUGUGCCUUGAGAGUAGAUUCAACAUGUUGUUGCCUGGCUCUGCACACCAUCUGAAAUCUUUUCACUAAUUUCUGUGUUUACUCCGUCAACCUCACCUGCUACAGUUGAAGCAGAUCCCCCUUAUGGCACUGUAGGCAGGUAGAGAGAAACGCUGAAAGGCCACUGAAAGGAUUUCAGAGGCUUUUUUUCAAAUCAGGUGUGUCUAUUCUUAAUGUUUGUGGGGAAAAUGAGUCCAGUUAUCCUUUAUAUCUAUAUCUGUUGAGGAGUUUGACAUUAGCUGCUUUCUGUUUUUCAAUAUGCAACCACGUUGGUCGUACAAGAAAUGUUAUUACAGCGUGUCUGGAAAAGAAACAAAUGAUAGAGUUGUUUCCUUUGCACUGAAACAUAACCUUUUUCUGUUAAAAAGUUGAUUGUAGUUGAGUCUGGAAACUGGCCUGUUGCUGUUAAGUGCUGGACAGAGAUGUAGCCAUCAGUGCUGGGUUUCCUGGAAACAUGUUUUCACUAAACAUCGGGCGUUUUUAUUAAAUAUUACAGGAAGGAUGAGUGCUGUUUUCUCACAGAACUCCAAUCAAGUCAAGAGAAACUCAAAGUGUGCUUGUUUGCAGAAUCCUUGAGAUGAAUAUCUUUUAAAUAUCCAAUUUUGCAAAAGUCCUGUUUGGACUUCCCUGGUGUUAAGAUGUUUCUAGAAAACCAAGCCGAGGUGAAAUUGUCAUUUUCAUGGUUCUUCCACAGGCUGGCUGGAAACUGGUGACGACUGUUCCACUAAGGAAGGAGAUUUAUUUGGUUUAUUUAUUUACAAAUGUACAGUAUUUAAAAAAAAAAGAGAAAAAAAGCAAAAACAAGAGAAGCUCUUCUUUUUCUUGACACUAAAAUAUGCGUUACCCGGGUUUUCUUUUGAGACAAAUGACAAUUUGGACUACUGACAGUUGUGACAUCCCAAGUGUUUUUGUUGGGUCAACUACAGUACGUUUUGUUUUUUUAAAGGAUCAUUCUGGUUGGUUGAUGUGCAAUAUGUUUUGUAUGCAGGUAGUUCUUAAAUAAACUCGAUCUUCCAUGUAGAUCUAAAACUUAA